CCCAAGGUUGCAAAGAGCAAGCGUGUAUUCGCGGAGAUGAGAAUCAUGCCGUUAGCUAUUCCAUGAUUGUAUAUACGCGAAAGUAUCACAGCACUUGGACACACAACAAGAGAAGAAAGUGCGAUGAUUCGCUGAGAGAAAUUCCUCACUACUUUGUGCCCUCGCAGUGAACAUUCUUGUCAUCAUCGCAUCCACACAUAAUUGCACAUGCCAAUAGAGACUAACACCGUAGUGGCAUGACAUUUACGAGUUUCAUUCAUUGUCAUAUUAGUAGGUAGCAGGUAGAACUUAUACGCAGAUGUUACGAUCUCUGGUGUGCUGUUUAGCAAAAAGUGAGCAACCCAAUCCCGUUUCUCCGAGCAGAUAGUGUUCUUAUUCUCGCUCUCAGAUAGCCAUCAGUUCGUUUUCUUCAAAGCCCAUCAGUCAGUCGAUGUAAAAAGGUUUGAUGGUGCAGAAAUAUGUAUGAAAAGUGAAAAAAUCGACUUUUUCUCCUCGGGAUCAAAAGGGAAAAAGUAGAAGGAUAUACACACAAAAGAAGAUAAAAUAUCCAUUUCAUGUGAUAGGUAUUAGAUAUUUUGGGUUUUCCUUUAGUGCAAAAGUGAAUCAAUUUUGUAGUAGGCACGGUGCAAUAAAAAUUUGCAGCAAGAAGAAAUUUACGUGGGAUACAGAUCUCGUGAGGAAGUUGUGAGCCUGCACAGUGAUAAAAAAGUGUUGAGUGUAAAAAAGAAAGGAAGAUAGCAAGUAACGAAACGUGUGUGGAAUAUCGAUUUCGUAUAUCGUCACAAGAACCUCCGCUGAGCAUUAGGAUACAGGAACAACAUUUGCAUCUUUCCGCCCUGGAAACUAAGACUGCAAGGACUGGAAAAUGUUUACGGGUACACUCCGUUUGAAAGUCUGCGAAGCCUGUGGUCUGCGACCGACGGAUUUUCAAACGCGACAUGCGAUGACUUUUGGCAGACUGGGCGAUCAACUCAUCGAUCCGUAUGUCUCGAUAGAUGUUGACGAAAAAUUCAUAGACCGAUCCACAACAAAACAGCGCACAUUCGAUCCAGUGUGGAAUGAAAGCUUCAUACACGAGGUGGAAAGUGCCAACGCGCUUGGCAUGACGAUAUUCCAUGAAGGUCCCAUAACGGACGUUUUUGUGGCCAACACGACAAUUCCUUUCGAAGAUUUGAUGUCACGGAACGAAACCGACCAGCAAGACUUUUGGGUGGAUUUGGAACCACAAGGCCGAUUGCACGUCAAAAUCGAUUUACGAUGGAACCAGGAAGCCAACAGUGUAGCAUCACAACAGCAAAAUUCAUGCCGUCGCACUGGCGUCAAGGAUCAGCCCUUCUUGAAUCGACGGCGCGGUGCCAUGAGAAGGCGCGUCCAUCAGGUCAAUGGUCACAAAUUUAUGGCCACGUUUUUACGUCAGCCAACGUUCUGUUCUCACUGUCGGGAAUUUAUAUGGGGAGUAAUAGGCAAGCAAGGCUAUCAGUGUCAAGUUUGCACAUGUGUGGUUCACAAAAGGUGCCACAGUUCAGUCGUUACAAAAUGCCCAAAGAAAAAGGAUGAGCAGGCUAAGCCUACGCCGCAGGACGCGGCCCAGCGCUUCAAUGUAAAUAUACCACAUAGGUUUUCAGUGCACUCUUUCAAGCGGUUGACAUUCUGCGACCACUGCGGCUCGCUGCUGUACGGCAUCAUUAGACAGGGUCUUAAGUGCGAAGUGUGUAGCAUGAACAUUCACCGGCGCUGCGAGGGCAACGUGGCCAACAACUGUGGCAUUAACACCAAGCAGCUGGCCGAGUUGCUCAACGAGAUGGGCAUCACCAUGGAUAAAACACCACCACGUAGAUCUAAGUAUAUGAAUCAAACGCCUAGUGAUAAUUCCUCCAUCUCGGAACGUAGCGAGGACAGUUCGUUGGAUUCGCUCUCGACCAAGAGCAGCCAGGAUACUGACAGUCAACAAUUGCUGCUGGGCGCACAUCAUGGGGGUGGUCGGGCCACCUCCAGCCAACAGUCAAAGCCAUCCGGUGGCACGUCUCAGGAAGACGACAGCAAUCGAUCGGCGAGCGGGGGUCUGACGGUGGGCAAGACGUGCCUAAAUGAUUUCAACUUCAUCAAAGUGCUGGGCAAAGGCUCCUUCGGCAAGGUUAUGCUAGCCGAGAAGAAAGGUACCGACGAGGUUUACGCCAUCAAGGUGCUGAAAAAGGAUGUAAUCCUGCAGGACGACGACGUGGACUGUACGAUGACUGAAAAGCGAAUUUUGGCGCUGGCAGCCAAGCAUCCGUUUUUAACUGCGCUGCAUUCUUGCUUCCAAACCCCCGAUCGAUUGUUUUUCGUAAUGGAGUACGUUAACGGUGGCGAUCUGAUGUUCCAAAUUCAGAGAGCACGUAAAUUUGACGAACCUCGGGCGGCGUUUUAUGCAGCGGAGGUGACGCUUGCGCUACAAUUUCUGCACCGCAACGGGGUGAUAUAUCGAGACCUAAAGUUGGACAACAUCUUACUCGAUGCAGAAGGUCACUGUAAACUCGCUGACUUCGGCAUGUGUAAAGAGGGCAUCACUGGAGAUAAUUUGACCUCCACUUUCUGUGGUACACCGGAUUACAUUGCUCCGGAAAUUCUUCAGGAACUUGAUUAUGGGCCGUCAGUGGAUUGGUGGGCUCUUGGAGUACUUAUGUACGAAAUGAUGGCCGGUGCUCCACCAUUUGAGGCGGACAACGAAGAUGAUUUAUUUGAGGCGAUAUUACGGGAUGAUGUUCUUUAUCCUGUUUGGCUAUCUCGAGAAGCAGUAUCGAUUCUGAAAGGAUUCAUGACAAAAAAUGCAGCGAAACGGUUAGGCUGCACGGAUGGCGAAAAUCAAAUUCGUGCCCACCCAUUCUUUAAGGAUAUGGACUGGGAGGCACUGGAACAACGGAAAGUACGACCACCAUUCCGGCCCCGAGUGCGGAGUGCCCGUGAUGCUCUCAACUUUGACACCGAGUUCACCAAAGAAGACCCAGUAUUAACCCCAGUGCCGAAAGAUAUAAUUCGCUGUAUCAAUCAGGAAGAAUUCGCAGGCUUUUCAUUUGUGAAUUCCGAGUUUGGCCCGGAACGUAGGAUUGUUUGUUAAAAGGCGGAUUUCGCUUAGUGCACAACACAUUGAAUAUUGCGAACGUACCGCUAUAAAGUGAUAAAACCAAAGAGUAAAAAACACAAACCAACAGGCACGUGCAACAAACACAGUGGGACGUCGUUCCUUCCACGGGAGCGCGUGAAUGUAGUUUAAGCUAGUUUUAUAGUAACGGAUGAGUCCUAAUUUUAUUACAAACGUACGAGUGGAAAACGCAAGGCCUCCGGUCCUGCAAUACUUGUCGAGUUGUUUGGACAUAUACCCGACAAUUUACACAUGAGAUUCAUAGUUCGGAAAGGCGCUGAAGGAAGCGUAGAGAUUCAAAAGGAAAAGGAGCCUGAUAGUUUCAGUAGUUUUAAUAGUUAACGCUGAAGCAUUAUGAAUGCUAACCUUUCGUUGACGAAUUUGUUACUUCUCGGUAUUGAAUUAGUUGCCAUAAAUCGAGCUUCUCGAUUUUAAUUAUUAAUUUAUUUAUUCUGUUUUUAGAUUUGUUUACUCGAGAUAGCUUUAUUAACAAUUGACGCUUAAGCAAGCCAUCAAAGUGCAAUAUUUGAUUGUUAAUUAGUGCUUUUAGUUAAUUCAUGUGAUCAGGUUAAAAUAAUAGAAUCUUCAAAGGUUUAAAAUGAACUAGUAGUUAUAAAUUAUAUGUUGACCUCUGUCAAUGAGUGCAAUUUUUACCAGUCAAAAUUUUAUGCCAUUUCAGCAAGCAGACGAGAUUUUAAGGGGCGAAACAACUUCAGCGUAUUGGUGAAUUGGCAUAUAUGAUAAAGAUUCCUCUGCGACCCUUUGAAUAAACUUUGAAAGUAUAAGUUCAAAUGCCAUAUUUGUCAAUUGUAUUACACCUUAGUAUCGCUUUACUAAACACAAACGAAGCUAUGGGCAACGUUUCGCUUUUGAAGUUACCUGUCUCUGCCGUGAGCGUGGAUGCCUGCAGCAGAAUAUUUGGUUCCUAACCAUUUCUAUUUGAACGAAUGGCAUCAGAAACAAGACAGCUGCGCUCAACUAUCAAAUCGCGAUUUAUACUAGUCAUUAGAGUACUUUUGUUUCAGAUUGAAGUUUAUAUUCUAAGAUUUUUUAUCAAAUUUACGUUUGUAAGAAUGUAUUGUUAUGAACCUAUCGAAACAGAAAGAAUCUAGUUAAUCGUGUCGUUCAGAUGCAAAUGCGGAUCAUUUGUGUCGAAAAAGAGCAAUCUGUUUAGAUGCUCCCUGUUCUUGGAAUAAUCAUUUACUAGAUAUAAAUACCGGAUACCCACAACAGUAUCUGUUGUCUAGAGUGGGACUAGUUUUUCGACUAUUCUCUGCUAAGGGCACUGUGGAGAAAUGGGGAUAAAAGAAAGUUGCUGUAUCUCUCUGUACCGAAGAAUAAUAGCUUGCGAUCAGGGUAGGAGACAUCUUGACGGUCGAGUGCGUAUAUUUGAAAUUUCGAAAGAAAAUGAUUAAUAAGCAAAAAAUGUUCGCUUGAAGACACUCUUACGGUUGUUAUUUAUUGAUAAGAUGCACAUAACAGUCCCACCUACAUAGGACUACCUCUGCAAAUCGGACUGUUGGGCAAAUCAUGGUAGUAUAUGAAACCUGUCAAAAUCCUCUAGCGGACAAUGAGCUGAUAGCAUUCUAAGAUGAAUUUUAAGACAAAAAUCAACCAGAUUUCUGUUUCAACAGACUAGCAUGUGUCAGUACAUCGAUUAUGUUGCUUCAGUUUCUCGAGUGCCAUCCAGAGAUCUUAACCACUGUUCGAGAAAUCAACAAACCGGUCGAAUGAGGUCACACAUCCCAACCAACUAGUCAGAGAUUCGAGCUUUUAACAUCGAUUACGCAUUAUUGUACCCAUUGACGUAAAAAUCACCAAAAGAAGGAAAGGAUGGAGCGAGAACAUCACUUUUGUUUUCAUCAAGUGAAUUCCCAUGGCUAAAACUCUUUAAAUUUUAAUCAAUACACUCUCUGUGUUCAUUUCCAACACAAUCCACCAUUUCAUCCAACAGUGAUCCACAAAUGAAUUGAGAAUCGACACUUCGAUCUGUAUUUCUAAACGAGUGCUAACAGCGGCAUGUGGUCAUUAAUAAUUAUAAUAUCUUUUUUUACUUCUACUCGGUUCGUCCCGCGAGACAAAAUUUUCAAAAUCGGAUGAAUUAGCAACUGUUUGCUAAGUAAACACCGGUCCUUGGGAGGAGGACUAAAUUUUGCGCCUGUUUGUCUCGAAGUGUGUAACGUCAAGUCCUCUAUUUUGUCUAGUCCACUGUAUCAAGCUCAUAACAACGCGUGUUAAAUCGUCAGUGAUGCACUUCGCAUUAAUUCCGCUCCUGUCUUGUUCCUGAUCUGCUCUUGGGUCCCCUAGGUCUGAAGCGGAUCAAUCGACUAUUAACUAAUUCAGAGAGAUAAUCGUAAUGUCUACGAAUACUAAUUUCCCUGUAACUAUCUAUUCUGGAGUUAUUAUGUUAAUGAUCAUUUUAUUUUAAAAACAAAAACAAUUUAAGAUUUUAAUUGUUAGAACUAAGUCAUAGAGAACAGACAUCCAGUUUCGAACAAACAAUUUAAAAUGCUUGUUUUGUCAUUUGAACAAAUAUUUGCUAGACCAUUACUACCACCAUACUGGCAUAUCCCAUAAUUAUAACGAUCACUUGGGUAUCAAUUCAGUAACACUCACGCACUAAACGGCACAACGGAAUCACCUUUGGUGGUAACCUCUCGAUUACCUUUGGAUGUGUCUUUUAAGCUUGAGAUGAAUGUCUGUUCUCUGUGCCGAAAUUGAUGUUGCUUCUCAGUUUUGCACGACCCAGGGGGAACUUGGCCUUGAUCCCACUGCUCUAUCAUCGAUGUUUCGUGAUAUUCAUUAUGGAAUAUAGUUUGUUUGGGGCCAUUCAUAAACAAUGUCUCGAAGAAAAAAGUCUAAAAAUUGUUGGUUUUAUUAAGCCCGCUCCAAAUUUUUAGUUUUUCUCUUGGUAAUUCAUGGCUUUUCCACAACUGUCAAUACGCCAUUUAUGAACGGCCAUUAGUGAUAUCUUUAGAGCAGACAAUCCAAUGAAAAAUAGGAUAAAUAGGAAAUAGGAGGACAGUCGAAAGAGAACCCCCUCCCACACCCCCGUUACCUCUCGAGCGAACGUGCCUGGCGAAAUUCUGCCCCGGUUUUCAGCAGUAAUAAAUAAUUUCUGCAAACUCUACCAGAAAGUUUAUCGUGAGAAUUCGAUCGUCGCCUUUUUUCGUAUUUACACACACAAGCAGGCUUGUUAUUUGCUCACACAAUGUGCCACAAAGAGCGAAAUACACCGAUUAAAAAUGGAGCAUCACAAAAACACUGCGAUGUGCAGAACGACCGCACAAAGAGCAACUUGAAAACGAAAAAGAGUAAGAUCUGUGCACCAAGAGCUGCACAAUUUCGUUCAAAGAGUCACCUUGAAGAGCCACUUUUUUUGUGCCUCCCCUCACCGGAAGCAGAUAGGAAGGCGAAUCAAACUACAAUUCAGAUAAAGUUUGAUAGGAAGAACGUUUUAAAAAUGUUUUUUGUUGCCUUCUCUACUUACAUACGCGUGGGACCAAGAUGCACACUAAAGAGCCUCUUUAUUUCUACUCUUUGUGGUAUGCAGCCAUAGAGUAGAAUACACUUGUGGAAACAACACACUUCGAAGUGAAGAGGUUUAUUGUGAAACAGAAGAGCGGUGGUUCGCAUGAAAAGUGCAAAGAGCUUUUGCUAUUCUUCUCUUUAUUUGCUCUGAGGUGCAUAACAUCCCUGCACACAAGGUUCUCGCAACACCACAAUCAGUGAAGUUUUCAAGCUGUAGGUUGUGAAAUACCUUGAGAAAUACUCAUUAGAUCGGAUAAGACGAAAUAUGUUUAGAUCAUCUACGUAGGACUGUAGAGAAACCGGCAGCACUAAAUACCCAUCUUUGACGUAAAACAAAAACCGCAAAGGCCCCAAGUUGCUUCCCUGGGCUAUUCAUGGCGUAACGUGAAUAUGGGUGCCUGACAAUCUGCAAUGAUAACCACUACUUACUUUUCGAUCUGUGAGCUAGAAUCGAAACACCUACAAAAACUACCGUUGAUUCCAAUUUUCUCCAUUUUUGCGAUUGUUAUAUUAUUAAUAGCUCCCAAAGUUUGGCCCACAAUUGGAACCGGUUUGAUUUGUUCUUACAAUUUUCUCUGUUUUUCAAUGUUAUAACAACAUGACUAGUUAGUAAUAAGAAAUAUGAAUUUCGUUCUUCUAACAAUAUUUAAAACAAAAUUCAAUUGUCUCCUUGUAUUUAUUAACUGCCAUCUAUCUUUUAAAUUUCACAUGUAAAACAUAAACGCGACGAAAUUUAAACAAAGAUACAAAGGUGAAUCGGUGUGGCGAAUCAACACGUCAUAGCUGGCAGAAUUAUAGCAGACCUCUGUAAUUGAACAGGUAACAGCUGUUGAGUAUAAGUAUGAUCAAAAAAUGAUUCCCAGCAUUUCUACUCCAGACCACUCUGAGACUCUUUUCCAUAUUUGAGCCAAGUCAGUCAAGUGUGUUUAAAUUACUUAAAAAAAAUAGGUAUGAUUCAAAAUAUAUGGAAAAGAAGAUUUCGGAUGGUUGGAAUUCUUUAAUUUUGUUCGCUUUCAUUUCUGCGAGUAAUACAAAUAAUGGUUUUUUGUAAUAAAUAUUGUCUUUUUACACGAAUUGAUAGUGAGGUAAAUAUUUGUUAUAUAUUCCAACUGACGUUUAGAGCAUUCGUUUAUUGUGACCGGUACAGUGAGGCGUAGAAAGUGAACGGGAUGCAUAUUAAGUAAUAAUAACAGUAUUGGUGUUUCGAAGACAGCCAUUAACAUGCUCACUAUUCAAUAUCAUAAGUGUUCAAGCAAAGUUUAUCACAUUGCUUUCAAAACGAAACAUCAAAAUUUAUCGAAUCUAUCAGUAUGAUCGGCACAAUUAAUUUCAAUGCCAGUAAUAUAAAACAGUCGGAAGCGCGCCUCAAAUCGGUUCGGCAAUUUCCCAAUAGCUGUGUAGUCAGUAUAUUUAGAGACUGAUAUCUCAGUAAAGUGAGAUUUGUUGCUUUUCGGUAAAAUAUUUUCCGUGUUACUGAGAUCUCAGCAAAAAUAAUUGUUUACUGUAAUCUCAGCUGUUAAGAUUUCGACAAAAGAUUCGAAAAAAGCUGAGAUUCGGCAUAAAAAAUUAAGUGUGUUGAAGAUACCGAAUGCACAUUGCCGUGAUGCAUAAUAUUCAUUAGCUGCCGUCAUUUGGCCAUAAACUGAGAUUUGGAAUUUAGCAAGAAAAAAACCGAAUUUUAAAUUAUUUUAUUUUAACAACACGAAAAUGUUCUGUUUGCGUGAAGCAAAAAUUGAGAACACACCACAAUACAAGAAUAGGGACCAUUCAUAAAUUACGUAACGCAAAAAUUGCCCAGAAUUGACUUCCCCCUCCCCCCAUGUAACAAAUUGUCACAAAUUUCUUUAUCCCCCCCUCCCCUAUUACGUAACGAAUUCCUUGAAAAAAAAUUUUUUACUGGGGGAAAACAUAUUACGUAACGAUCUAGCUUACUCCCCCUCCCCCUAUGUCACAAUACACUCAAGUUUUUUUUUACGCGGUUUUUUUUUGCGCGGUAUUUUUUUACGCGGUUUUUUUACGCGGUUUUCAUUUACGCGGAUUUUGAAAUUUACGCGGUUUUCAUUUACGCGGUUUUUGAAAUUUACGCGGUUUUCAUUUACGCGGUUUUUGAAAUUUACGCGGUUUUCAUUUACGCGGAUUUUGGAAUUUACGCGGUACCCAUCAAUGAGGUUCCCUUUAUCGCGGAUUGUUAAAUUUAAGUGGUCUUCAUUUACGCGGAUUUUGAAAUUUACGCGGUUUUCAUUUACGCGGAUUUUGAAAUUUACGCGGUUUUCAUUUACGCGGAUUUUGAAAUUUACGCGGUUUUCAUUUACGCGGAUUUUGAAAUUUACGCGGUUUUCAUUUACGCGGAUUUUGAAAUUUACGCGGUUUUCAUUUACGCGGUUUUCAUUUACGCGGCUCGUAUCCCCCGCGUAAAAAAAACCUGAGUGUAUAUAACAACUUGUCGAACCCCCUCCCCCCCUAAAAGCGUUACGUAAUUUAUGAAUGGUCCCAUAGUUACGUAAAUAUUUACGCUACUAAAUGUCCGAGGUUCUUCAACUAUCGUUUUUAAACUUCUUUUUUUGGGAUUUCACGAACGUUUUGUCGUGAUUUUCGCUUGGAGCUUUAACAUAAUUGUUAUGGGAUCCAUGAUGACUGAUCGCGCUGGAUCUUAAUAUUGCCGGUUUCCCAAAGGUUUUUCUUAGUGCCUAUAGCUUGCAGCGAAUCAGAGCUAUGGUUCACUUGGGCAACAAAGUAUUUACACAGGUGUCAACACUUUUCGCGGAUUUUACAGCACCUUCACCACUCUAUAAGCUACAUGGAUCGAGAAACUGAUAGCGGGAUCACGGGUCUUCGGAGAGAAAGAUAUAUACACUAUUUCGGUAUCGAACUAAUCUGCGGGUUUCGCGGUUGUUGCCUUUUGCUUGCUUCCCGUUGGAUUCUUUAUUAGUACUGAUUUUGCUUACAUUAUUAGGAUACACAAUGAUACUUUACAUUUAGAUUAGGGUGGCUCAAACAUACGAUUUAAAAAUACACUCAAGAAUUAGGACAAAAUACAUUUAGGUUGAAUUCAGAAAAUUUAAAGAAUUUUGCGCAAACAUUCCGGCCACCUUGAAACAGUUGUUUCAACGAAUCUUCAUCAUCUCGACGAUCACCGAUUCCUCCUUGGCAAUGAGUAAAACCACAUAUAUACUGUUGUAGAUGAUUAUAUCGUUGCACCAGGAACACACGGACGGUAGUACAGCUGAUAGCUUUUUCCUUUCCUAUUGAGCAUCGAGCAGUUGGAAUGCUGCUCUACAUGGGGUGUUGGAGGGUGCUUUCAGAGAAAUUGUUGUAUCGAAGACUUGGAGGCGAUUCCAUUGGUGAAUAGUAGGUUAUGACAUUUUCUCGGUGAGGGAGGAUUGAAAAGCAUUUCGUGGUUGCAAAGGACA
Messenger RNA from Topomyia yanbarensis, 10059 nucleotides. Its product is annotated as protein kinase C-like. The record is from RefSeq and is a predicted model, not a curated record. Gene Ontology annotation, molecular function: ATP binding; diacylglycerol-dependent serine/threonine kinase activity. The transcript has 11 exons. Gene Ontology annotation, biological process: protein phosphorylation. NCBI's taxonomy places the organism in Eukaryota, Metazoa, Arthropoda, Insecta, Diptera, Culicidae. Bases 866 to 3094 code for a protein of 742 amino acids.